Entelurus aequoreus (snake pipefish) is the source of this 776-nucleotide messenger RNA. RefSeq names its product probable methyltransferase-like protein 24. The transcript is spliced from 2 exons. The coding region runs from base 106 to 462 and encodes 118 amino acids. The record is from RefSeq and is a predicted model, not a curated record. NCBI's taxonomy places the organism in Eukaryota, Metazoa, Chordata, Actinopteri, Syngnathiformes, Syngnathidae.
CAACAGCUGGGCCGGUCGCCACGGCGACGCAACGCGCCGCCACAGGAUGUGGCCGGAGUGGCGAGGAGGCGCAAGGCCAGCGUGUCGCAAACGCUGGCGGACAUCAUGGCGACGCUGGGACACCCAGUAGUGCACUUCCUGUACGCCGACCUGCUCAGUGCCGUGUGGCGUGUCUUCCAGAACUGGGUGGAAAUGGGGACCUUGCGGCGCAUCCAUCACCUGGUGGCCAAGGUGCACCUGCACUUGGCGGGGUUCGAGGCGGGCGGGAGCGAGGAGCAGGUGCUCCGCUAUUGGUUCAGCGUCCUGCGGGGACUCUGGGCCUUGGGGCGCAGGCUGGUGCACAGCUCCGCGGGCGGGGGGCGCAGCGUCCUGAAGCGCAGCGUGGAGAACGCACGCAGCUACUACACGCUCAGCUGGGUCAACACCAGACUUAUUCCUAGCCCCUUCCUGCUCCCUCACUGAUAAUAACAUCAUGGCAAAUUUACACCGCUCCACUUAGUGGCUUUUAUCCCUGGUAGGAAGGGUUGCAAAUGUAUGUUUUUUAAUUUAAAGGCCUACUGAAAGCCACUACUACCGACCACGCAGUCUGAUAGUUUAUAUAUCAAUGAUGAAAUCUUAACAUUGCAACACAUGCCAAUACGGCCGGGUUAACUUAUAAAGUGCAAUUUUAAAUUUCCCGGGAAACUUCCGUUUGAAAACGUCUAUGUAUGAUGACGUUUGCGCGUGACGUCAAUGGUUGAAACGGAAGUAUUCGGACACAUUGUAUCCCAAAACAA